GUCGAAAUAAUUUAAGUCCAUAGACAAGAGACAAGGAAGUCACAUCAAUACAGUUAAACAAGCUGAUCAUAUUCUAAAAGUUUAAUAAAUUCUGCAUAUAUUACUUUAAAUAAAAAUGAAACUUUUUUGGUUUUUAAUAUCAUGUGUUUUUGUGAAUAUUUCAACAUAUGAUAUAAACGAUUAUAAAAGGGAUAUGGCCAUUACAAAUGAACACAUCAAGCUAGCUUCUGACAUGUUUAUUAUAACAGAUAAUUUUAAUGAAUGCGGCUUGGAGCAUAUAAUUAAAAACAUUAUUGGAAAUAAUAAUUAUAGUUUGGGAGUUUUGAAUAAUAUGAUCGCUGUACCGGACACUCCACACCUUGGUGACUUCGAGGAAAGUGUAAGAGAUCAAACCGUUUUGCGAGAAAAAAUACAAUAUGAAUUAUAUAUCCCUGUUCCUGAAGUUCCGGAACAAAAUUAUAAAACACUAACUUUGAUACAUCUUGGAGAUCAGAGGAGAAAAUAUACAAGACCAGUUUUAAUAAAUAUAUUCCACCAGGUUAUAGUUGGAUUUAAAGAGCAAUUUCCUUCAGUGUGGAUAUGUCGUUUGAUAGCAUUGUUUACGAGUACGAAAUUCCCAAUGUCAUAUGUGAGAGAUAUUCACACUGGCCCUAAUAAGUGUACCACAUAUGAUGGGUUUUCAUUGCAAACGUACAGACAAAUUGAAGGUGAAUGGUAUCAUUUCGUCAACAAUAUUAAUUUUAUGAAACUUGAGGAAGAGUUUGUUUAUUGAUGUAUUUAUACUUAGUAAUAGUAUAACAUAAUUUAGACCAUGAAUGAAUGGUAUAACUUUUCUACAAUGAUAUAUUACUAUUGUUGUUUUAUUUAGAUAAUAGUUACAUUAUGCAUUAAUAUCCAAGUUGUUAAUUUACAAUUUAAUGUAAUUCAAAAUAAACAGUCUUAGCCACGAUUAUAA
Adelges cooleyi (spruce gall adelgid) is the source of this 955-nucleotide messenger RNA. RefSeq lists its product as uncharacterized. The coding region runs from base 116 to 772 and encodes 218 amino acids. The transcript is spliced from 11 exons. Lineage: Eukaryota; Metazoa; Arthropoda; Insecta; Hemiptera; Adelgidae. The record is from RefSeq and is a predicted model, not a curated record.